GUUCGUUUUGGGUGCCAAAGAAUUGAUGAAGACCUUAUCAGCAGGUUUGAACAAUUAACUGGUAAAAAGGCACAUCACUUGCUAAGGCGAAACAUUUUCUUUUCUCAUCGGUAAGUCAAUUUUUCAAUACAAAUAAAACAUUAUUCAUCAAUUUACAAACAUCAACUAAUACUAUCCCGAUAACCAAAGGGUUUACAAACUAUGGCCUGUGGGUCAAAUGAGGCCACCGCUUCUUUUUUUACUAAUUUGGAAUUUUACGUUUCACCAAUUUUAAAAUGUUUUUGUAUUGUUUUUUCUGUACUGGAUAUCCACCAUGGACCACUACUUUGAUUCGGAUAUGUUUUGUGUCCCUCCUAACUUUGGACUUUUGUUGUUUUGGAUUUUCUUUGUUGCAAAGGUUAGUGAGAUUCACCGCCUACACGGUCGGCCAUCUUUGUCGGCACCACGCUCAUCGCACGGUCAAGUCGACGUUACGGUCAGUGACACACGCAGUCCCCACGGCGGUAACCGACCUGUGCUUGCAUACACACGUGAUCGUCUUUUGUCAAUGAAUGCCAAGCGUACGCAUCUGACCGCUGACCUCGUGUGUCGACUGAAAGAGCUUUUGAUUGGUCGAGGCCUGCCUCGGAAGCGCACCCACCGUGGUGGUAGACGAAAACAACAACAACUUGUCACUCAUUCUUUACCAAGACCUACUCUACACUACUCGGACCCUGCCAACCUCAUUCACAUCAAAACCUCUCCACGUUCUAUCAACAAACAACUUCUCAUUGCCACAUUCAACGCCCAGUCGCUUGGCCCCUAUGAGAAACGAAUUGCAGUCUCCGAAUUUGUCUCUGAUAGGCAGAUUGACAUUCUGUUUAUCCAGGAGACCUGGUUUCGGCUGACUGGCGAUGAGGGGAAGUGCACCGAUCUCGCUCCCUAUGGCUAUUCUGCCAGAUCAUUUCCCCGUUCAACUCGCGGCGGAGGCCUUGCUAUUAUAUAUAGAGACACGUUGUCCCAUCAUACAGCUUUUGUCACAGACCUCCCAUUCGUCCACACGUCUUUUGAGGUAGUUCAAUUUACACUGUCAGUGCCCCAGCAGACAGUUCAUUUCAUGUGCAUAUAUCGCACCUUCCCUAGUAAGAAAAAUAAAUUGACCGACUCAGUGUUUCAUCGAGAAUUCCCGGAUUUGAUUGACCACUGCAACACAUUGACCGGGACUUACAUUGUACUAGGCGACAUGAACUUCCAUUUUGAUCAACCACAGCACCCCUCCACUGCUAGGAUGUUGGAUCUCUUGGAUUUAUUCAGUCUUCACCAAUCGGUCGACCAACCGACUCAUAAUCGUGGACAUAUUCUUGACUGGGUACUACAUAGGCCUCAAGAUGGUGUAGUUAGAUCUACUUCAAUCACGCAAGAGCUGUCCUCUGACCACUUCUGUGUUAUUUGUGAACUUAGUGUUAGUGCCCCCAACCCUCCCCCUCAGUUUAGGGAGGUGCGCAGUCUGCGAGCUAUAAACAGGGAUGCAUUUAAGCAUGACCUAAGCGUAGAAGUGUCCCCUGCCCUCUGCCCCACAUUGGAAUCACUAGACCGUGCAUUGCGCGCUGUGCUUGACCGACACGCCCCUGUCACCCGCCGCAAUUUUAGUCUAAAGCGGUCAUCUCCCUGGUAUGCGACCAUCAAGGAGGAACUACGCAGUGCCAAGAAAGAGCGCCGUAGUGCAGAAAAGAAGUGGUUAAGGUCAGGUCUUGUGGUUUUUAAGCAGAUAUUUUACGCUGCCAAGAAGCGUGUCAAUCAGAUUGUUUGUCGUGCAAAGACUACGUAUUUUAGCCAAAAGAUAACUAUGGGUAAAACCAGCAGGCAGUUGUUUGAUGUUUGUGGUCACCUUAGGGGGAGUAACAAAGGAACUGCGCUUCCUUCGGUGUUUCCCCUGCCCAAGCAACCAGAUAUUUUCUGUAAUUUCUUUACAAGCAAAGUAGCUGACAUUCGAGCUGAGCUUGAUCGUCUUGAUGCCCCUCCCCUUGAAUUGCCUCCUUUCCCUUGUCUUACUUCCCAUUUUAAUAUUUUUAAACCUGUUUCAGAACUUGAGGUAAAAAAUAUAAUCCUAAAAUCUAAACAUACGUCAUGUUAUUUGGAUCCCAUCCCAACCCCCCUGUUGGUUGAGUCAUUAGAUAUCUUGCUCCCAACAAUAACCCGCAUAAUAAAUGAAAGCUUAUAUUCUGGCACUGUUCCGCCUCUUUGCAAAUCAGCUGUCAUCAAACCAUUGCUUAAGAAGCCCGGUCUGGAUGAAAAUAAUUUAAAAAACUAUAGACCUGUAUCUAACUUAUCAUUUUUAUCUAAAGUUAUUGAAAAACUAGUCCUAAAACAACUUUUUGCUUACUUAAAUGAUCACUCUCUUCUCAGUUCUAAUCAGUCGGCCUAUAGACAUUUCCAUAGCACGGAGACAGCUCUCUUGAGAGUCAGUAAUGACCUCUUGCGCGCAAUGGACAGCGGUAAUGUCUCCAUUUUGAUCCUCUUAGACCUCAGUGCGGCCUUUGACACUGUUGACCAUGAAAUCCUUUUCAAAACCCUUGAAAACUACUUUGGAAUUUCUGGUUCGGUUUUGGCUUGGUUUAGGUCCUACCUCUCUGAUAGAACGCAAAUGGUCUCUGUCGAUGGCUGUCUCUCCGGCAGUGCUGAUUUGGUGUACGGAGUGCCACAGGGGUCCGUUUUGGGUCCGGUUCUAUUCAUAAUGUAUACCAGACCACUACUCCUCUUGCUCGGGAGGCAUGCUGUUGAGAACCAGUCAUUUGCAGAUGAUACACAGCUAUACAUGCAUACCCAUCCAUCUCUUGUCGAUUCCGCUGUCCAGACUUUGCGGGGGUGCAUUGAUGAUGUCAAGUCUUGGAUGACACUCAGCAAGUUGAAGCUUAAUGAUGACAAAACAGAAGCACUCCUCAUUUACAAUCACAAAUCAUCCUCUACCUCAACUCUUCCCACCUCAUUUCAAGUAGGUAACUCCGACAUACAGUUUACACCCUCUGCUAGGAAUCUUGGUUAUAUUCUUUCUAACAACAUGUCUCUCGAUAAACAUAUCUCUCACAUUUGUCGUUCGGCAUACACCGCCAUCCGUCAGAUCAGCUCCAUCCGCCACUACCUGACAGUUAGCGCAACAAAAACUCUAGUCUGUGCUCUUGUUCUCUCUCGUCUUGACUAUUGCAACUCACUUCUGUCAGGUUCACCGAAACAUUUUAUAGAAAAACUGCAGAAAGUUCAAAACUCUGCUGCUAGGCUUGUUCUUAAGGCAAAAAAACGCGAUCACGUCACUCCACUACUCCACUCACUACAUUGGCUCCCUAUACAGGCACGCAUUGACUACAAGCUGUCUCUUCUCUGUCACAACUUUUUCUCGGAUUCCUGCCCUUCCUAUCUAACUGAACUUCUUUCUGUCUAUUCACCCCUUCGACAACUUCGCUCCUCCGCAGACUCGCGUAUUCUGUCCGUUCCCAAGACACGCACUAAAUUAUAUGGUGAACGAUCUUUCUCUUUCUGCGCCCCCAAACAAUGGAAUUCUUUGCCACUACACAUCCGCAAUAUAACAACCACACAGGCCUUCAAAACUGCACUCAAAACACAUCUAUUUAAACUAUACUACUCUGACUGAUUCUCCUCCUAUAAACCGAUAAACGUACAUGGGUUUCCUUGUAAAAAUGUCUGGUGUGGGUGGAUGAAUAUACCUAUGGUGUUGUUUUGCUUAUAUGUUGUUUUAUUUCAUUUAUGUAUUUUAUUUCAAUAUUAUGAUUAUGCCUCUUUGCUAUAUAUGUACAGCGCGGUGAGCCCAGCCCUAGGCCGGGGUACCGCGCUAUAUAAGACCACUUAUUAUUAUUAUCACACCUUGGGAACUCAGCCUUCGCUUUUUCUUGUUGACCCCAGCUGUGACGUCUAAGCCAUUAUAAUAGGACAGUGUUUCCACUGGUGUAUAUACAUAUCAUUAUCUCCCUAACACAUAUGGAUAAGCUCAUCUCUCUAUCCUAUAACUGUGAUGAGCUUUUUGUUUAUUUUAAUUUAUGAGUACGUAUGUCCAGAGUUUAAGUUUUCAAAUGACGUAUUUAAUGGCACCUCUUUACGCUAGAAAUGUGCAUUGUCAAUAGGAGCUCAACAAAACCAUUAAUCCUAAACCCUCUAACUUGUUAUGUUUUUAAGUGAACUCAUUGUCAUGUGUAUGUUUAGAGACCACCUGAGACUUAGAAUAGUAAUUCUCUCUCCAAACUAGUGGCAUAAGUAAACAUGCCAUAUCACCAUCUAACACACAUGCAUUUCAAGUGCACUACUCCCCAGUUUUGGGGCUAUAAGUAAAUGUAACUUUACUUUUUAGCCCAGUUUUCUCAUAGCCCAUUAAAAGACAAAAAUUGUUGAUCAUUGAUUUAGACAAUAAUUAAUUUUAUUAAUAAUUAUGAACCAAAAUUGAGAAUAUAGAAUCCAUAUUCCGCCACAUUCUUGGGUGUGUGAAUUGGUAUAAUGUAUAAGAUAAUGUCAAUAGAAGUGUUGCAUGAACAGAGAUGAUAAUUGCUGGAAAGGUGGCAAAGCUCAGUAUCUUUUUUGUUACUGUUAAGGAUUUGAACGUGUUCUUGUUGUAAGCUGUUCUUUUGCCUUAACCAUUCUGCCAAAAUGCCAACUUUUUCUUUAUAUUAUCAGCAAAUUAAAAAUAUUUAUUAAAAACCCAAAUUGUUGUAGGCCUAUAUGAACAAGAAUUUGUUUUGAAACUUAUGUUUUAAAUGAAUUUCAGAGAAAUUGACCACAUUCUGGACCUCUAUGAGCAGAGGAAACCAUUUUAUCUUUACACAGGAAGAGUUCCAUCUUCAGAGGCCAUGCACAUGGGACAUCUAGUGCCUUUUAUCUUUGCAAAGUAA
This is a messenger RNA of Lymnaea stagnalis (great pond snail), 4871 nucleotides long. The record is from the annotation of a GenBank genome assembly. Lineage: Eukaryota; Metazoa; Mollusca; Gastropoda; Lymnaeidae.